Molecule: messenger RNA, 8916 nt
Organism: Falco peregrinus (peregrine falcon)
Lineage: Eukaryota; Metazoa; Chordata; Aves; Falconiformes; Falconidae
Gene: SPPL2B
Product: signal peptide peptidase like 2B
Exons: 16
Coding region: 93-1907 (604 amino acids)
Biological process (GO): membrane protein proteolysis
Cellular component (GO): lumenal side of endoplasmic reticulum membrane; lysosomal membrane; Golgi-associated vesicle membrane
Molecular function (GO): aspartic endopeptidase activity, intramembrane cleaving
Source: RefSeq, a predicted model, not a curated record
CUUCCGGGUCAGGUUGCUGGGUUACCCGGUGCGGAAGGGGCCCGGCCCGGCCCGGUUGGAAAGAAAGCGGCUGGCGGCGCGGCGGGCCCGGGAUGGCGGCGUGGCGGGCCCGGCUCCGCCUCUGGCUGCUGCUGCAGCUGCUGCCGCAGGUCUACUGCGAGUAUGGGAUGGUACAUGUCCUUUCAGAGAAGGGGAGCAGCAAAGGAAAAGACUAUUGUAUCCUCUUCAACUCUCAGUGGGCCCAUUUGCCACAUGAUUUGGGUAAAGCUUCACUCUUGCAACUGCAGGACCUGACAGCAUCUGUUUUGUGUUCUCCUUCUGACAUACCUGAUGGGGGAUUUAAUAACCAAAUCCCCAUGGUGAUGCGAGGGAAUUGUACCUUCUAUGAGAAAGUGAGGCUUGCUCAGAUAAACGGAGCUCGUGGGCUGCUGAUUGUUAGUAGAGAGAGACUGGUUCCCCCUGGGGGUAACAGGAGUCAGUAUGAAGAGAUUGAUAUUCCUGUGGCGCUGCUCAGCUACACCGAUAUGUUAGAUAUCGGCAAGAGUUUCGGCAGCUCCGUGAAAGGGGCAAUGUAUGCACCAAACGAGCCGGUGCUCGACUAUAACAUGGUGAUUAUAUUUGUCAUGGCUGUGGGGACUGUUGCAAUCGGAGGCUACUGGGCAGGAAGCAGAGAUGUGAAAAAGCGGUACAUGAAGCACAAACGUGACGAUGGGGCAGAGAAACAUGAUGAUGAAACAGUUGAUGUGACUCCGAUAAUGAUCUGUGUCUUUGUAGUGAUGUGCUGCUCAAUGCUGGUCCUGCUUUAUUUCUUCUAUGACCACUUAGUCUAUGUUAUCAUAGGAAUAUUCUGCCUGGCUGCCUCAAUUGGUCUCUACAGUUGUCUGUCUCCCUUUGUAAGAAGAUUCCCCUUGGGAAAGUGUAGAAUCCCAGACAACAACUUGCCUUAUUUUCACAAGCGUCCGCAGGUCCGGAUGUUACUGCUGGCGGUAUUUUGUAUCUCUGUCAGCGUAGUCUGGGGAAUCUUCAGAAAUGAAGAUCAGUGGGCCUGGGUUCUGCAAGAUGCUUUAGGAAUUGCUUUCUGUCUUUACAUGUUGAAAACCAUUCGCCUGCCUACAUUUAAGGGUUGUACCUUGCUCCUCCUGGUUCUUUUUGUGUAUGAUGUAUUCUUUGUAUUUAUCACACCUUUUCUAACAAAGACUGGGGAGAGUAUAAUGGUGGAGGUGGCUGCGGGCCCAUCUGAUUCUGCCACUCAUGAAAAGCUCCCGAUGGUCCUGAAGGUUCCACGCCUGAACUCCUCACCGCUGGCGCUGUGUGACAGGCCUUUUUCUCUCCUGGGAUUUGGAGACAUUUUAGUUCCAGGCUUGCUGGUAGCCUAUUGCCAUAGAUUCGAUAUUCAGGUGCAGUCGUCCAGAGUCUAUUUUGUUGCCUGCACAAUAGCAUAUGGCAUAGGCCUUCUUGUGACCUUUGUUGCCUUGGCAUUGAUGCAGAAGGGCCAGCCGGCUCUCCUCUACUUGGUGCCCUGCACUCUUCUCACGAGCUUUGCUGUGGCUCUUUGGAGAAAGGAGCUCGCAAUGUUCUGGACGGGCAGCGGCUUUGCGAAAGACCUACCUCAGCCUCCCUUGGUGGUAGCUCCUGUCAACUGCCCCGAGCCUCCCAAAGACAGCAACGCAGCAGGCUCUCAGCCCAGCCCAGAGCAAAUGACCAACCCUACCCUCCAUGUGAAGGAGCUGCGCGACGCCGCCUCGGCUGCGGAGGAGCUGGCUGAUCCUGACGCAAAGAUGGACCAGUCGGAAAUUUCUAUUGCACAGAGCGAGGAACCAGCUGGGCAGGAUAAGGACGACCAUGAAAGCAACUGCCUCAAUGUAGAGCAAAACCAGCUGGAGUACCUGUAUUGGCUACUAGUCUAGUUUAAAAGGCAGGAUGGACAGAGCCGCAGGAAGCUUUCUGAGCACUCGUAUGAGACGCGUAUAUUAAGCAUAUUAAGAAUGUUUAAUGUUUUAGAAAUAACAUACGAGUCAAAUAGGUAAGAAAAUAGUAGCAGCGCUAUACCAAGCUGAAUAGGUAAUACUUUCAUUGGGAAAAUGUUAAAGUAAAGUAAUAAAAAUCCAUUUAUUUGGGGUUUUAGCUUCUACUUCUGAUUGGUUUAAGGUAUAUAAUGGUAAUUUCACGUUCCAAAGGAAAUAAUCCAGUGUUUUCAUCCCCAAGGGAGCAUGUAGGGUGCUAUAGUCAGUCAUGAUUUAAAGCUCCUUGCUGCUCAGUAACGCAUCAACUGCCUCAGUCCUGUCCUGUCCGUGUCCCGAGCAGCCAAGGCAUGGCCUGUUGGGGUCUGAAUGAGGCUGUGAUCCAGCCUACUAUUUUGCAUCUCUUGCUACACAACAUUAUGAAGGACUAAAUUUGUGAAUUUACAACUUUCUGGGGUGCAGCUGGACUUACUUUCUAUUCCUGAAAUUGUGCAUUUUCCUGUAUAACAUGGUGAGUCUUUUAUGCAUCAGCUUUAGUACACACAGAGGGUUGAUGUGAUUUGCAUAUUAUUUAUUCCAUCUACAAACAUAUGGCUUUAUCAAAGGUGUCUGUUCUACAAACUGCAAUCCCAGAAAGCCUCACUUUACAUUAAAACUGAAAUAGAAAAUGGAAAUAUUCUAGGAUCCUAGAAUAUGAUUCCAAAUUGCGUGGAAGAAAUACUCUUCAUAGUAUUUGAGAGCCCAAAAUGUCAUUUACAAAAGUAUCAUCGUAGUGACAAGAUCAGAGGCAAUGCUUUUAAAUUAAGAGUCUCCAGUUGGCAUCUCGAGUUGGAUUCUGAAGGGCUCUCUUUUAAUGUCUGUUAAAUUUUAGCCACCGUCUUUUUGGCUAGGUCUUCCAAAAGUUUGCCCUGUGGGGUUUUUUUGGAUGGUAACUUGUGGUUUGAUCUGUUUCACGUUCGGUGGAUAGUAUUUUUUUUUCUCUGGAAUGUGAAAGGCUUUCUGUAAAACCACACUAUAGCUUCAGAGUUUUACCAGCUUCUGCUUAAAGCCUCAAGCCCUGUCUGGUAAGUUGCUUUAGUGGUGAGUUUCUGGAAAGGCUUCCUGAGUCCAAAGGUUUGUGCUACAUUUAAUUUACAAAUCACCCUAAUGGAAGAUAGUACUACUAUCAGAGAUCUGUUUUUCAAUCUCCUUUUUAAUGGACUAUGUUACUUUUGCCAGCAGUAAUCUGAACAGAAUUACUACUUCUAAAAAGCAACAGAGACAUUUUACUGAAAACUUGAGCCAGCUGGAUUAUGCCUUAAUUUAAGCCAUUGUAUAAGUAUGUAUAUUAAAUUAAGAAAACAAUCUUAAUGUGUUUAAAAAAUGAACUUGACAAAUAGCGCAAAAAAAAAAAAAAGUUUGGAGACUGACUCAAAGUUCUAUGGUUCUUUGCCUUGAUUGUCUUUUAGUCAUAAUGUUAUUUGGAAUAGCUUUUUAUAUACUUAAAAGCCAGUAGCUUUCUGAUGAUGAAGCAAAAAGUUUUAUCAUCUACUUGAAAGUGUAUUUUAACAUUUGUUCUCAUAUGUCGUGGGUUAGGAAACAGUUUAUUUCUCAGAUUGUUUAUAACUCAAUUAAAAUGGAAGAAUCCGUACCAUUUAACUCGUAAGCAUUUACCAGUUGCUUUGUUCACGCUGCAUUCUAGGCAGGGCUGCUUGGAGCACGGGCUCCACCUGAUGUUCCUGGCGGUUUUCCAUCUAUUUUUAAGUGUGGUGAUGUUUGUUGGUUUGUUUUGAUUUUCCCCAAACAACAAAGAAAAGAAACAAUAGCUACUCAAUGCAAUAUCUCCAGUUGGGGUACGUGACGUGGCGGUGAGCUCCGUACUCUGGCUGUUCCAGUACUGUACAUCAAUGACCCUGCUGCACCCAUCCAGCCAUCCGGCUGCGACUGUUGGGACUGAUCCUGAGCAGCAGAAUCCAAGGCUGUGCUCGUUUGCCUUUCAAAAACCUCCCUGACCAGCUUAAUGUAAAACUUCAUGUAGUGUAGGAAAUUGUGAAGAUUUAGUGUAGCUGACUGAUUUUAUUUGAUCCCACAUCCCUCGAGUUAAAAUGCUCAAAGAAAUGAAAGUGUUGUUAAAAGUAACGUUGAUGCACUUUUAUUUACAUCUUUCACAUACUAAGCCUUUAGCUAACUAAAAAUUCAAUAAGGAUUAUUUUUGAAGAACUACAUUUUCAGAGGAAUCACUUGUUUUUGUUUAAAAAAACCCAACCACACAACAACAGCAAAAAAAACCCCAAAACAACAACCAACCCACUAAAAAAAACAUUAAAAACCAAACAAAACCCACAAUUCCUUGGAUCACAGUAGUGAGGAUCGGAUUCUUUCCUGGGACUGAAAUUACUAGAUAUUGACAUGUUGGACCAAAUGUUUGGUUUUGGCUGUAGAGGGGCUGCACAAAUGCAGCUGGAAGCAGAAUCCAACCUGAAAGACUUUACUAAAGGUGACAAGGGAGAAGUAUCCCAAACCCUCUUUUAAUUUUGGGGAUUAUUUUUUUUUUUUCUUGUCACAAAUGAAGAGCAUUUUAACUGAAGUAUAUAAAAAGGAAACAGAAAAAAAAAUAUUCUGAAAUAUAUUCUGCUUUUACCAGGGACGGUAAAAAAAAGAGCACAUCCACAUAUGUAAGAAUGAAACUGGUGAAAAUAUUUUGCAUUUUCUCUAAACUUGGACAAAUGCCAGAAGACAGAAAAUCUACAGCACGGUGUAUUUUCCCAUAAUUUACUAGCAUGUCUAAGAGAAAGCUUAAUUUAGAAAAUAGAUCAUCGGUCAACCUUUUCCUUCAGAAGCUGCUCUUUUCUUACAGUACUGCUCAGUAUGUCUCGGUAAGAAUGCCUUGCAAGUCUUGAUGGCGUUUUUCAGGUGUGCACGUUUCUGUUUCAGAUUUGGGUUUUGCAGCUGUGAUGCAAAACAAUUAACAUUUGUUCUCUUAUGUUGUGGGUUAGGAAACAAUUUAUUUUUCAGGCUCGGCCUGAGAACGUGCCGUGGCUGUAGUGGCAGUGCCUGAUAACUUCGAAAAAAUAAAAAAAAAUUAUCAGGAGAUAGCCCUGACUGCAAAGCCCAAAAAAACUAGCUAGGAAACUGAAAUAAUACCAUUUUGAGCUUUUAAAAAUGUGGCUGCCUUCAUUAAUGAGCUCUUUGGGAGGUGCUGUGUGGUUACCUGCAGCGCUUUGGUCUCUAGUAUCUGAUGGGCAACAGAAUGCAUAGAAAAUUUAAAGGUAUUUUUCUAUUUAACCACAAAUUAUGUUCUAUAGGUUCUUGCUUUAAAAGUUUUCAAAUCACAAUACUUGCGCCCAUGGAGAUGCUCGGUGUCUGCUGGAUAUCUUGCCCUACAGUUUGUAGAACUUUUCCUGGGUAGACAAUAAUAAUUAAAAAAAAGAGGCUGUAUCGGGUGUUUGGUAAGUGUUGGCUUGAAAUAAAUGCUUACACACAGCUAUUUUAGUGCAAGAUCCUGCGGUUUUGUUCUUUAGCCCUAUGGUUGGGUAACGCACAUAUUGCUGGUUUCUUGCACUACGCUGGCUGGGAUGUGAAGCCCUGUAGUAUUUCUUUGUAAUGGCAGCUUUGUUGAUUAUCAAUUAACAAAACUAUUUGGUGUACGCUUUCAUCAUGUGGCAUUAUUUGUCCUAUGUUGACGGGUAAAUAAGCUGGCAAAGCAGUGAGGUGUGACUAGUGCGUAUUGACGUGACGUGCAUCACAUUGACACAAAUAUUUGGAAUAUAGACGUACCAGCAGAUCCAAAUAUUUGUCCAAAACCUGCAGAGAUGGUGCCUUUUUUCAUGACAAGUACAAUCGCUGAUGUUUUAAAAUAAAACCUGUGUAAGGGCUCCGUCCUCAGGAAAAUGAGGACGUUAUUAUUCUUAUUAUUAUUAGAGAGUUCAGGAGAGAACAGGAACUGUGAUCAGAGGUGCAGAAAACAUCAGCAAGGAAAGAUUAAUCUCUCGGUGUUUUAUCUAGAUUAUCUGGAGCGUGGCUCCCCAGCUGGCUGGCGGGACACGAAGCACCGAGUUGCACCGACAAGCUCGUUGGUUUUCCCAUGAGGCCGUGUCAGGGAUCCCAGGUGGGAUGGAGAGGGAAGGGAUAAGAGCCGAGGUGGCUCAGAAAGCGUGAGGAGCCACUCCAAAAAAACAGCAGUAGGAGAGUUUACCCCGAGAGGUCCAAAACUGCUAGUCCAAAGAGAAGACCAAAGGCAAGUGUGUCCAAUAUCCAAAAAUCCGAAAUGCUACUGCAAAUUGGAAACCCAAACAAACAUUUUUUUUUCUUUUUCAAGCAAGGAUGGCAUUAGAAUUAAUAGACUUAAAUUACGGUAAGGGAAUUUUGGUGGAAAAAUCUCCCAGAAUGGGUAACUGCUUGAGCAGUUGGCAGUGGGAAGCACACAGAACAGGGCUGUUUGCAGCCUGCCUACUCCAGGUGUAAUCCGAGGGUUGGGCUUCCUACACUGUAACACCGACGCUGGAGCACCAGCUUUAUCGUGUAGCAGCCAGGUUAUAUCGUAUCAGCGUCGCGACUGACAAAAGACUUUUGUUUGGGCUAAUUUAAAGGUGAUAAAUCCUUUUGCAAGCCACCACAUCAAAGCACACAGGUUAAAGAGAUGCGGUGCUCUUUCUACCAAGAUAAGAAAAAAAUGUUUUCGGAUGUGUGUUUGAUUUGUUGAAUUGCAUUGAAUGUUUCUGGCACCCUGAAAUGUUUUUUGGAAGCCUUGUGUGCUACCAGAAACGUUCUUUGGUGCUGGCACAAGGGAAUUGUCUCUUUACUCACCCUCUAUCUGCUGCAUUAGCGAUUGUGUGCUCCUCUCUGAGAGUUUCAUCUUUGCCUUUUCCAGUUUUGCAGGUAAAUGUUCAAAUUAUAUGGAGCAGAGGUGAGGUUUUGCCAUCUAGAUUAGCGAUAGAUGACAAAUCAUGGGCUUAAAUUGGAUUUUCUUGAAUUGGGAACUAGUAUAUUUGGCAGAGUCUUCUGUAUUUUCAGGAACUAUCAGAGGACUAGACUUCAGGUGAUGCAGUGACUCCGGUUUUGGGUGUGUUUUCCCCAGCAGCUGUUGGGAAUAUUUCAACCCUUGGUCCUGUUGUUGACCUGCUGGUAGCCAAGGGUGACAAGUCUUGGGAUAAUUUGGAGCCACCGUCCUUAGCUGAAGGCGGCAUUAUAGUUUAUCAAGUUUCUCACGACAUUUUCUUGCAUGUUAAUGAUGGAAAAAAAAACUUCAUCCAGGUGUUGAUCUCGGAGAAAUCUUUGAGAUGGUCUGUAGCUUCGCAGUUUUUGGUUGAGACGCGCUGACUGCUGGCACAGAGGCACUCGGGGUGUGCUGAGAAGUUUCUUUGAGUGUUUCAUGGAAACGCUGGGGAGGUGAAAACGUGUGGAGACGGGGUCUCAAGGUAAACAAGCUUAGCAUAGCUCCUGAAAAAAAAUAUCAGGGACUUGAGCUUGCCCUGCAGGAUCAGAACGACACCACCUAACAGUCAAGAGCUGCUGGAGGAUCUCCAGCACUGGGGGUGUGAUGGUCUUGAUGAGCAGCAACGCGCGGUUCAGCCUGUGCCGUUGGUUCCAUGGGGUCUCCGGGAGAGCAGCCCCCCCCCUGCCCCGUGCCGGAUCGUACCCAGGGGCUGUAGCUGAUGCUGUUGCCAGUGCAAUAACCUUUCCUUGAAGCCUGGUAAAGGAUAGAAAUUGCUCUUUUUGUCUGAAAGGUGUAGCUCUAGUCAGAAAAAUGCCAUAAACCUGCCGCUUUUCCAUUGCGGAUCCACACUUUACGUGGCUGGGAUGGUGGGAAGCUGGUCAUGAGGAACAAAGUCACGGAUGUGCGUUUCCACAGCAAGAAACCAGUAGGUUUCCUUAUUGUUCUGCUCUGACUGCAGCUGUUACAGUUCCCGUUGAGCAAAAACUUUAAACCAGUGGCUCAGGUUUAGAGAAAAACACCCAUCGUGGGGCAGUUCAGUCUGGGCCAGGUCAGAAUCCGGGUUUUUUGUAGCUGGCAGUGGAGACUUCAAAAAAAAUGUGCGUGUCUGACGUUACCACAGAGUCUUGCAAGCCUGCGUGGGGAGAGCACCUAAUUUCCCUAAUGACCAGUUAAUGGGAGUGGCCUGUGCGUGCUGGUGUGAACACCUAUUGCCUGUUUGUCCUCAGCUCGUGCAUUGUCACUUGUCCUCUCCAACAACACUGCCAUUCUCAGACUCGCACGGAGCCAGCAAGGCUGUGAGAAAGCAAAAAGGAAUCAGUGCUGUGGCGCAUCCCCCGCUGCUGUCCGCAAAGCGCACGCCUGGGCAUUGGUCCUGCCACCUGCAUUGCGUGUCGCGUUCGUCAUGGGGUGGCUGUCACAUUUGAACGCUAAAAAUUAAUCUUUUUGAUCCUAGAAGUCACUGGCAGUAAGUACAAGCUCCAGUGCUUUCAGCCUGGCAACGUGUGAAAGCAAAACCGAAUUGUUUAAGGCAAAAUGUGGAUUUACAGCCCUGCCUAUAGAUUUUUUUAUCCAUAUCAUUUAUUUUUUAACCAUGUUCCUUCAGUUUCUCCACCCAGCCCAGUGCUGGAGGAGCUGGGGCAUUAAGAACAUCCCAGCAACGUGCAAGUCCCAUUUGGCUGGUGCUGGUGUUGCUCAGCUAAAACGAAAUUAGUGGUGCUUUGUGUGUGGAUCAGAUGGAGGCUGGAUGGGAGCUGGGAGCAGCAUAAAGAGGAUUUAUGAGAUGAGUUAGAUACCGAUUUGCUUAAUGCUAGGUUUCUUGGAUGCUUGAUAAUAGCUGCUUUUAGUGAGCAAGUUUAUUUUGGGAGGGUAACGUUAUAGGUAGAAGAAUUUUCAGUGUCUGCUGUCUUUGGUGGAAGGAGUUUGUAAUAAUGUUCAAAUAAUAGUAUAUAGGCUAGUGUUAUGAAGAGUGCAAACUCUAAAGGUUGUUAAUUUUAGCGCUUGCAAAUGCAUACGUUUAACUCUGCAUAUGUAGCCGUAAGG